AUGUCUGUGUCCAGCAGCCCCGCUCGGGCUUUCUAUCCUGGUCCUCUCCCUCCUCCCUACGUGGACUAUUUCUCGCGGGCGCACGGUCUCCUCCACCCGCUCAAGUCUCUCGGCCGCUUGGUGUCGGACACGCACGCGCCCAUGCCGUUGAGCCUUCCGGGAGGCGCGCCACCGUUCCUCAGCCAGGGUUCGCUCCUCCACGAAAACGCGCUGUGUGCCUCGGGUGUCUCCUGCCUGGGUCACGCGGUGCCCGGACACCCGGAGCUGGCCGCCGUGGUGACGGAGCACGCCGCCGGUCCCCGUCUUUCGGACUUCAGCAGCCCGGCCAGCGGGAGGGUCCUCCUCACCUGCGCAUCCUCCUCCGGCUCUCCGCCGAAGGAGCCACGGUUUCGUCUCCGGCGGACGGACACGUCGCCAGAAAAGGCACGAAAAAUCGUACAACUUCAGGAGGACGACUUUUUCUUGGUGCUGUACGGUUACUCCAGCAGCCGGGAGCGCAGCGUGGGUCACGCAAUAUCAGGAGUGACCCGGCCCGAAUCCUCAGUUUCUGACAGUCCGCUUCUCCCGCUGGACAAAGUCCUUGAACUUCCAGAAGGGUUAACCGUCCUCCACGCCGCGUGGGAAGUGUCCUCCCACUGUGUGUUCACGGACAACGCCAGCGUGCCCAAAGGCGCGCGCUUCGGGCCUUUCCAGGGAAAACUGGUCAACACGAGCGAGAUCAAAACCUAUGACGACAACACUCUGAUGUGGGAGGUGUUCGAGAACGGCCAACUCAGCCACUUCGUGGACGGCAGAGGAGGAGCCGGAAACUGGAUGUCUCUGGUGAAGUGCGCGCGCUUCCCGGAGGAACAGAACCUGAUUGCGGUGCAGGUCCAAGGUCAGAUCUUCUACGAGGCCUGUAAGGAGAUCAGGCCCGGCCAAGAGCUGCUGGUGUGGUACGGAGACUGUUACAUGCAGUUCCUGGGGAUUCCGCUGACCCUAUGGGACCCCACGGAGAACAGCAACGUGGCCCCUCCCACCGAAGAUGCUGGUGAGGGCUUCAAGUGUGACAGGUGCGGCAAAGUGUUCGCCUACAAAUACUACAGAGACAAACACCUGAAGUACACGCGCUGCGUGGACCAAGGCGACCGGAAGUUUCCUUGUCACCUUUGCAGCAGGUCCUUCGAGAAGAGAGACAGACUGCGCAUCCACAUCCUGCACGUGCACGAGAAGCAUAGGCCGCACAAGUGCUCAGUGUGCGGGAAGAGUUUUUCCCAGUCUUCCAGCCUCAACAAACACAUGCGCGUGCACUCCGGAGAACGGCCUUACAAAUGUGUUUACUGCAAUAAGGCCUUCACCGCUUCCAGCAUUUUGCGCACACACAUCCGCCAGCACUCCGGCGAGCGGCCCUUCAAAUGCAAACACUGCGGCAAAGCCUUCGCCUCUCACGCGGCCCACGACAGCCACGUGCGGCGCACUCACGCCAAGGCGCACGCGUGCGCUCUGUGCCGAGCGUCUUUUCCGGAGGAGCAGGAGCUCCAACACCACAUGAAAAGUCACAAAAAGAGACAGCUGUUGGACAGCUCACUUCUUCUGUCUUCUCCAGAGGAUUCAGCAUUUACAUUGAAGGACAAUCCCAAAACACAGGCAAACACAGCUCAAAACUUUUGUUAUGCAGGUUUGAUUUUAAAUCCAGAAUAUCGACCGUGGAACUAA
This is a messenger RNA of Thalassophryne amazonica, 1695 nucleotides long. RefSeq names its product PR domain containing 14 (gene prdm14). The record is from RefSeq and is a predicted model, not a curated record. Gene Ontology annotation, biological process: regulation of transcription by RNA polymerase II. Gene Ontology annotation, molecular function: RNA polymerase II transcription regulatory region sequence-specific DNA binding; protein binding. Gene Ontology annotation, cellular component: nucleus. NCBI's taxonomy places the organism in Eukaryota, Metazoa, Chordata, Actinopteri, Batrachoidiformes, Batrachoididae.